Anopheles coluzzii is the source of this 2220-nucleotide messenger RNA. It is a transcript of the gene Bmcp, whose product is annotated as mitochondrial uncoupling protein Bmcp. Gene Ontology annotation, biological process: transmembrane transport. The record is from RefSeq and is a predicted model, not a curated record. The transcript has 5 exons. Bases 529 to 1464 code for a protein of 311 amino acids. Lineage: Eukaryota; Metazoa; Arthropoda; Insecta; Diptera; Culicidae.
UCUGUCAAACCGGUUGCGACAUCCACCGCCGCUGUUUCUGUGCAUAAAAUGUCCUUCCACCCGCGAGGAUAGUUCGGCCCGCGCGUUUCCACCCCCGGACACGAGAACGACGAAAACAUCCCCAUUUGUCAGAAUGUUCCGUGCACAGUACGUUCGCAAAAUUCGUCGGAAAGUUCAUCCGCAGCGCCAGAACUAAACGGGGGGAAAGUGGGUGGUAAACCGGAGCCAACUUGCAGCUGUUCCCGAGCCGUCUGGUUCAUCACGCGAUCCUCUUUCCUCGCCCACACACACACACGCCGGUGUCGGUCACCGGGCACACCGAUCUGUUUUUCCACCGUGACGUGCGAACGCUUCUGGUGUGUGUGUGCCCUUCAGGAGGCUGUGUUUACCAAAGGUUCUCGCGGGUGCUGAUAGUGUGUGGUGCACCGGGAAGGGUUGCACAAGUUCAAGGCUGUGCGUAGCCCAGGAAGCGAAGGGAGCGGACGACCCCGACACGACCCGGUACGGCCCGAGGGCAAGGAUACGAAGAUGAGCGAUAUACGCGACUGGCGGCCGUUCGUAUACGGCGGGAUGGCAUCGAUAAUGGCUGAAUUCGGAACGUUUCCCAUCGACACCACCAAAACUCGUUUGCAAAUUCAAGGCCAAAAGACUGAUCGAUCACACAGCGAGCUGCGGUACCGUGGUAUGACCGAUGCGUUCGUGAAAAUUUCCCGCCAAGAAGGUGUGAAGGCCCUUUACUCUGGCAUAUGGCCGGCAGUGCUGCGGCAGGCCACGUACGGUACGAUCAAGUUCGGCACGUACUACACGCUCAAGAAGGUGGCCACCGAUCGCGGGCUGCUCCACGACAAGGCCGGCAACGAGAGCCUUUGGUGUAAUGCGGCCUGCGCCACGAUGGCCGGCGCAAUUUCGAGCGCCAUCGCCAACCCGACCGACGUGCUGAAGGUGCGCAUGCAGGUGCACGGCCGGGGCACUAGCGAUGUGGGGCUGGUGCAAUGCUUCCGCGAAAUCUACGUCCACGAGGGCAUCCGGGGGCUGUGGCGGGGCGUAGGCCCGACCGCCCAACGGGCAGCAGUCAUAGCGGCCGUCGAGCUGCCGGUGUACGAUUUCUGCAAGCUGCACCUGAUGGAAACGUUCGGCGAUCAGGUGGCGAAUCAUUUCAUCUCUAGUUUUAUCGCGAGCUUAGGAAGUGCGAUUGCUUCAACUCCAAUCGAUGUGAUACGGACUCGUCUCAUGAACCAACGGCGUGUGCACCAGCUACAGCCUAGCAUUACACCGGCGGCAACCACCACUACGACUACCACCCCCCGUCUGUAUUACACCGGCAGCGUCGACUGUGCCGUGCAAACGGUGCGCAACGAAGGCUUCCGAGCGCUGUACAAAGGUUUCAUCCCGACCUGGGUGCGGAUGGGCCCGUGGAACAUCAUUUUCUUCAUCACCUACGAGCAGCUGAAGCAGUUCUACUGAGCACACGUACAGCAGGGAAAAGCAAACGAUUCCCCCAAAUGAAGUGUGAAGGCUUGCUAAGAAGAAAUGUUGCUUUCGUUUUUCUCUUCUUUUUGCUUUUCACCCCCGCCGGAACCAAAGUAUAUAUAGAAAACUACAAUACUGCAUUAAACGAUCUUAAAGCUCUUUGUACAUUUGCUUCAGCACUCAAAGGACAAUGGAUCAAGCACGAUGCAUUUAGGGUAGGGAUAUGUUUCUGUGUAAUGUUAUUGUUGGAAGAAAACGAGAAGAUGGAUUGGACUGUUUUCUUUCCCUUCUCCAGGCGUCUCUCGCGUUGCUUUCAUUACCCCGAAUGAAACAACACCUGAAACGAAUUGAAAUUUUAGAGUAAAAAGAACGUGUCAAACACAAUAGGGACGUCAGGUGGCACCCAGAUUGGAAUAUCACUACUCUAGCUAGCACAUUGUUUGCGCAAUCGAAUACAAAAGAAUCUUCCCAAGAAGAAGGAAACGGAAUACAACAGCCGUAUGUAAAGAGAGAGAGAGAGAGUGAGAGAGACAGAGAGAUAUGAGCAUUUAUCCUAACAGAGAUAAAAACAAUACGUUGUUAUCACUGUGUUGACGCGUAACAGUUCGUUUGCAUUUGUUGUAGCAAGAUAGGGAAAGAGAGAGAGAGAGAGAGGAAGAGUGACAGACCUUUAGACCUUUCGGUUUGUGGUGCGAGCCACGGCGUUAUGAUGGAUGAUUGUUCUUGAAAUAAAAAAAAGGAAGGAUUUAA